Nylanderia fulva is the source of this 2508-nucleotide messenger RNA. Its product is annotated as 5'-3' exonuclease PLD3. Gene Ontology annotation, molecular function: catalytic activity. NCBI's taxonomy places the organism in Eukaryota, Metazoa, Arthropoda, Insecta, Hymenoptera, Formicidae. The record is from RefSeq and is a predicted model, not a curated record.
GAGUCGGCUCGGGCUCUUCCGUUUCGCGCCUUAGUCGGCUUCCGGUUGUGCACCGGAACGGAUGUGUUUGAGUAUUUUAUAACGAGAAACAACGUUCAAUAUCAAACAAAUUCAAAGGAACUCUAAAGUUCUCCAAGUACCGACGUGUCUGAUCGAAUAUUUCUCUGUCUAUCAUCUGACCUCGAGAGGACGGUAGUGGAAAAGAUAGGCUUCGAAUACGAGUUCAUGAAACGUGUUUGCGUCGAUAAAAUAUGUGUUCCAAUAUUAAUGAUAUCGAUGAGAAUGUUGAACAUGAUACAAAAGUCGGAUAACGAAAACGUCGCCGUCGACGACGUCGGCCUCUGCACGCACGCGAGUUUGAUCGACCGCGAGUUGUUCGCCACGGCCUUGAUGCAUUAGACGACCGUGGAUGCAUCGGACGCAAUCAGAAUGUCAUUCUUCGGGCGGAAAAUGGGUGGCAGGAGCAGUGGAAGCUCCGAGCACACCGGUCAUAACUUACAGGACGGUCUGUUUCAAAUUGCGUCGCAAGCUUGCCAUAUCCUGGUGCAAGUAAAUAACACGCACAAUGUGUCUUAUGGAGGUAGCAAUAAUGUGAAUAAUAUCGCGUAUUCGAAAUAUACUACGGCUGGCGGCCCAACCGCCCCGACAACGUCGUCAUCAACAAAAGGGACAACCGCUGACAAAACUUACCCAAAGUAUGCAGAGCCUAGGAAUAAAGACCAAGAUGUGGUUGUAUUGUUACCAAAUCGUAAGAACAGGGCACCACGACUUAAGCACAAAUUGUCGACCGUGUCCGAAAAUGCACGGCUAGAUGUAAACUCUCCGGGCGGUGACGAUGACUUUGAGUUAUGGGACCAGUCUGGAUUUAUGUUAAGGAGCGAUGUGGACGAUCCUCUUACAAAUGCAAAAUGGGGAGCGCAGAGUUGGUGCAGACCCAGUUGCAUACCGAUAACGAUCAUAUUGAUUUUGAUCGUCCUGGUUGUACUUUUGCCAUUGUUGGACCACGCGGCAGACAAGAACAUGUUAAAUGCCACGGCAUUGGAUUCGGAAUCUACGUGCAUGGAUCAUUGCAAUAUAUCCUUAGUAGAAACUAUACCCAUAGGCUUAAAUUACAGUAAUAAUACGGCGCGACAGGAGACCAUCUAUGAUUCAUGGAUGGAUCUGAUCGAAAUGGCACAGAACACCAUUGAAAUCGCAUCGCUUUACUGGACAAUGAGGAAGGAAGAUGUGUCUCCUUUCGAUGAUAGUGCUAAAAAGGGAGAACAAGUGUUCCAGGCGCUCUUAGAAGCUGGAAAAGAUAGACAGAACGUUAAAAUUGCACAGAAUCUUCCUUCUCACUUGUCCCCGAAUAUCGAUACACAAAUCUUGGCAAGAAAAGCUAACGCAAUGGUAAGAGACUUAAAUUUUGCUGGAUUGUUGGGCGGCGGAGUACUUCAUACAAAAUUGUGGCUUAUCGAUCGUACUCACGUGUACGUUGGUUCAGCAAAUAUGGAUUGGAGAUCUCUCUCGCAAGUAAAGGAACUCGGUUUGGUGGCGCUAAAUUGUUCCUGCUUAGCAAACGAUUAUGCUAAAAUAUUUGAUGUAUAUUGGAAAUUAGGAGAAGACGGUAAAGUACCUUCCACAUGGCCAGAUUCUCUCAGCACAAAAAUAAAUAUAGAUAAUCCUAUGAAUUUUACAUACAUGGAAAAUAAGUACAAAAUGUUUAUCGCGAGCUCACCUCCGCCAUUCUCGCCGAAAGGCAGAAGCAACGAUCUAGACGCGAUUUUGCACUGUAUUGCUAAAGCGGAAAAGUUUAUUUAUAUCUCUGUGAUGGAUUAUUUUCCAUUAACAAUAUAUACUGCACAAGUGAAAUAUUGGCCUAUAAUAGACAAUGCUUUGAGAGCGGCAGCAAUCGAGCGUAAAAUAAACGUGCGUCUCUUGAUUUCCUGGUGGAAACACUCAAGAAAGUCGGAAUCGUAUUUUCUUAAAUCAUUGGAAGAACUGACAAACUCCUACACCAAUGUCAAAGUCGAAGUAAAAAGAUUUAUCGUACCAACUAACUCGUCCUUAGACAGAAUACCGUUCGCAAGAGUGAAUCACAAUAAGUAUAUGGUCACCGAUAUAGCGGCUUACAUAGGAACGAGUAAUUGGUCGGGUGAUUACUUUAUUGACACAGCCGGUAUCGGUACCGUAUUCGAAAGCGUUGGACGUCAAAAUAGGGACAAUAUAAGACAACAGCUGGAAAAUAUCUUCCACCGCGAUUGGUAUUCCAACUAUUCUUUCCCGCUACUUUCCAACUAUAAUAUAAGUGAGACGCGUUCCGAAAACUCAUGGGGUUUAUCGAGAAAUUCAUAUCAGCGUUCGUCAUAUGAACAUUAUUUGCAUGCAUAAUUAUAAUAUCUACUCGCCUUAAUCAUGAUUUUUAAUCGUGACAAAUUUUAUCAUAUCAAUUUAUAAAAAGAGAAUUUAUUUCUUAUUUGUGAUUUAUAUAGAAUUUAUUUGAUUUCUCAACAGAAACAAACAAAUUCA